AUGUCCUCCACCAAAUAUGAGCCGGUCAAGGCCGAGGACGAGCUGCCGCCGGGAAGUGCUGCUUCCAAUGAGUCCUCCGCCAACAUGACCCCGGACUCCGAUCUUGACGAUGAAGAAGACGAUUUAGAGGGCUUGGAAUAUGAAGAGGGCGUCGAGUUGCGCGACUUUGACAAGCUGGGUGCCAAUGGAGCAGGCAGGAGCGAUCCUGGGGAAGGCGCGGCCGGCGAUUCGGAUUCGGAUGAAGACCACACCCCUUCCUCAGGUCGCAAACGAAAACGCAGAAGCAGUACUGCCUCCUUCGAACUAUACACCCCCGACGAAGAGCGACGCGUGCGGCGCAAGCUCGACACCCGCCUCGUCCUCUUCGUCGCCCUCCUCUACCUCCUCUCCUUCCUCGACCGCAGCAAUAUCGGCAAUGCGAAAGUCGCCGGCCUCAUGACCGACUUGAACAUGUCCGACAAUCAAUUCGAAUGGCUGCUGACCGCCUUCUACAUCACCUACAUCCUGUUCGAGUGGAUGACGCUGUGCUUCAAGAUCUUCCCUCCGCAUAUCUACAUCGCAUGCUGUGUGUGUGCUUGGGGGGUGCUGGCUUCGCUUCAGGCUUUGGCGACGACGUGGAAAUACAUGCUCGUCGUGAGAAUAUUUCUGGGUAUGGGGGAGGCGGCAUUCGUCGGCAUCCCAUUCUACCUCUCUUUCUUCUUCCGCAGAGAGGAGCUAGCUUUCCGCGUGGGUUUAUUCAUUGCGGCUGCACCUCUUGCAACCACCUUCGCCAGCAGUCUCGCCUGGGGCAUUGUCAGCCUAGGCAACAAGACGGGCAUUGCGAGUUGGCGCCUGCUCUUCCUCGUCGAGGGCUUUCCAGCUUGUGUCGUCGCGGUCUGGGCUUGGUAUUGGAUCCCAGACUCCCCAGGCCAAGCGCGCUGGCUGGAUGCGCGAGAAAAGAAAAUCGCAACGCUACGCAUGCGCAAGGAAAAUGCAGCAAAUACAAGCACGGAAAAGAGCGGCGGCGGCGGUACCGUGCACUCCACCGUUCCGCGCCACAAGCGCAAGUUCCAAUGGACAGAAGUGGUGCAUGCCCUCCGCGAUCCCAAGAACUACCUUAGCGCCGGCAUGUUCUUCUGCUGCAAUGUGGCAUUCAGCAGCAUGCCCGUCUUCCUGCCGUCCAUUGUCAACGGGAUGGGCUACUCCACCAUGGCAUCGCAAGGCCUCUCCGCGCCGCCCUUCUUCUUCGCCUUCCUCGUCGUCCUCGUCACCUCAUUCGUCUCCGACCGCCUGCAAAGCCGCAGUAUUCCCAUGAUGUUCCACGGCCUGCUAGCCAUGUCCGGCUAUCUGCUCGCCACCAUUGCCGGCGCGCUACAGACCGGCCCUACACUGCGCUACCUCGCCACCUUCCCCAUCUGCGCCGGCUUCUUCUCGGCCGUGACCAUUGUCAUCACAUGGACUCUCAACAACCAAAUUUCCGACGAGGGGAAGGGUACUGGCGUCGCCAUCCUGCAGUAUAUCGGACAGCUGGGACCACUAAUUGGCACCAGAUUAUACCCCGAUACGCAUGCGCCGUUCUACGUCGCUGGAAAUGGCGUGUGCGCUGUUGCUAUGGCCAUGGUGUUUGUCCUCGCACUCGCCUUGAGAAUCGUUUUGAUAAGGGAAAAUGCGAGACGGAGGGCACGGUGGAAGGAAGGCGUGGGGGAGUCUUUGGUUGGCGGUGGAGGCAUCGCCAAAGGUGGGCAGUUCUUGUAUUUGACCUAG
Molecule: messenger RNA, 1743 nt
Organism: Neohortaea acidophila
Lineage: Eukaryota; Fungi; Ascomycota; Dothideomycetes; Mycosphaerellales; Teratosphaeriaceae
Product: major facilitator superfamily domain-containing protein
Exons: 1
Coding region: 1-1743 (580 amino acids)
Biological process (GO): transmembrane transport
Cellular component (GO): membrane
Molecular function (GO): transmembrane transporter activity
Source: RefSeq, a predicted model, not a curated record